Molecule: messenger RNA, 1170 nt
Organism: Triticum turgidum subsp. durum (durum wheat)
Lineage: Eukaryota; Viridiplantae; Streptophyta; Magnoliopsida; Poales; Poaceae
Source: the annotation of a GenBank genome assembly
AUGGGGACUGCUCAGAGCGUCGGGCGCCGGGAUUCCUACGCCGACACCGGAGCAGGCGGCGAGGACCUCAUCAGCGCGCUUCCAGACGACAUGCUCGUCCACAUCCUCCUCCAGCUCCGCGACGCCGCCGCCGCCGCCCGGACCAGCAUCCUCGCCCGACGGUGGCGCGGCCUCUGGGCCCUCCUCCCGCAGCUCACCUUCGCCGACGGCAUCGAGCACCACCGCAUAGUCUCCGCCCUCGCCGCACACCAAGUGCCGGACCUCCGCGGUCUCCGGGUCGCCACCCGACACGCCUCCGUCGAGUACCUGGCGGUCUGGCUCCCCAACGUCGCACGCCGCCUCACCGGAUCCAUGCUCCUCAGGGUGGUGUGGCACGACAACGAGGAGGUCGCCGAGCUGGAGCCCGAGCAAAGAGGGGCGAUUCUGCUUCCUUGCUUCCAGCGAGCCACCACGGUCAUACUCGAGUUCUCGUUCCUUCGCCUCGUCCUGCCGCCUUCCGGCGUAUUCGCCCGGCUCAACGUUCUCGAGCUGGUUGGCAUCCACCUAUAUGGCCAGUGCAGUCUCGGCAACGCUCUCUCCUCCCCGCGGUGCCCAUCCUUGCAGAUUCUCAGUGUCCAGAAUGCUCGUGGUCUGGGCAACUUCACAAUUCAUUCCAAGUCCCUCCUAGAACUGAAGCUAUUGAAACUACCUGACAUGCAGCAGCUCAUUGUCGGGGCACCGUCACUCCAAAUGUUAAUCAUCAUGGGUUGCUUUACCGAUGGGCUGAAUCCAAGUCAGCCAGUUGCCAACAUCUCAGCCCCUCGCCUGGAGUUGCUCUUGUGGACGUGUGAUUUUGUUCCGAGCUCUCUCCAGCUUGGGGAGAUGGCACAUCUUCAAUGUCUUGUCACUGGAAAUUUCUUUGUCUAUGGACCGAUUUCCUUUGCUCUACAAAAUCGCUGUUGCAUGAGCAUUCUGCAGCACUUUGAGCGUCUCAGUGUCCUCAAUCUCUAUAUUAUCUAUCCGCCGGUCAUUGGUAAUAUGGAAUACUUGAUGGAAGAUAUGACAAGUCUUCCCGACGUUACAAUAUUGAACCUGGAUGUAACUGCAUAUGUACAUUCAUUUGGAGCCAGCGUAUUCCAUGUUCUUAGGAUGUGCCCUUGUUUAAAAGCACUCUUAUUAAAUUUCCUGUGA